Mesorhabditis spiculigera is the source of this 1002-nucleotide messenger RNA. Lineage: Eukaryota; Metazoa; Nematoda; Chromadorea; Rhabditida; Rhabditidae. The record is from the annotation of a GenBank genome assembly.
AUGUGCUGCCGAAUCGUCGUCGCACUGCCAAAGCAUUCAUUAGUGUUUUUGACUCUGAUUCGCAAGUGUUUUCUCGAUAAGAGCGACGGGGAAGCGCAAAGAGGCGCAAUAAUUAACUUGAUAUCGAACAAGGAAUCCAUCGUCGCGAACACGCCGUCCAGCGGCCACGACCCGCACUCGAUUGGCUAUCAAAUGAGUCGGGCAGCUAUCCGCGAAAUGACCAAGAUCUUGGGGGUGGCACUGAAAGAGCUCGAUGUCAUCGUGGCGUCGGUCGGCGUGGAUAUGGGGGAAAAGGAUGAAGAAGCGGUUGCGGAGCUGGUGAAGGCGAUCGGCUCGAUCGACAUGCAGCACUCGGCUGCCUACUGCGACCAUCGCGGCGAAAAGAUCGAGAAAAAGCGGGCACAUCAGCCCGGACAGAGUCAUCGUCGAACAUGGAACACGUACGAGUACUCGUUGAAGGCGUCGGAAAGGGCCGCCCUCGAGAAAGAAGCCGAAGAGGGCAUCAAGCCGAAGACGGCCCGCGAGUUGCUGCAGGCUCGCGACUACAGGGUAGACCUCGAGUCGAAGGUGGGCAAAAGUGUGGUGAUCAACACGACGGCUCCAAAUUGCGAUGCCGGCGGCUACUAUUGUAACGUGUGCGACUGUGUGAUCAAGGAUUGUAUCAACUUCCUCGACCACAUCAACGGCAAGAACCACCAGAAGAAUAUGGGGAUGAGCAUGAAGGUGAAACGGAGUACACUCGACGAUGUCAAGGCACGAUUCGCCUUCAAGAAGAAAGAGCAAGUGAGCCAGAAGCGCGAGGAGCAGAUCAAGGAGGCGCUGGAAGAGAUUCAAGAAGAAGAGGCCCGAAUGGUCGACUACAAGCAGGGAAAGCGGAAGGAGCGCAAGCGAAAGGCCGACCCAGAAGAUGAGGACGAUGGGCCAUCAGCGGGCUCGAGCGGUCUCGACCCCGAAAUGGCCGAAAUGAUGGGAUUCGGCGGUUUCGGCUCGCCCAAGAAGAAA